Anolis carolinensis (green anole) is the source of this 5032-nucleotide messenger RNA. RefSeq names its product autophagy related 14 (gene atg14). The transcript is spliced from 10 exons. Bases 1 to 1446 code for a protein of 481 amino acids. Gene Ontology annotation, biological process: autophagosome assembly; cellular response to starvation; mitophagy. Gene Ontology annotation, cellular component: phosphatidylinositol 3-kinase complex, class III; autophagosome; extrinsic component of omegasome membrane. The record is from RefSeq and is a predicted model, not a curated record. NCBI's taxonomy places the organism in Eukaryota, Metazoa, Chordata, Lepidosauria, Squamata, Anolidae.
AUGGCGUCUCCCAGGGGCGGGCGGCGGCGGCGGGCGCCUGAGGCGGAGUCCGGCCCGGCCUACGAGGGCCUCUUCGUGGCCGUGGAGCGCUGCCCGCUCUGCAACACCGCCCGCCGGCGCCUCACCUGCGCCCACUGCGUCCGCGGCGGGGACUUCGUCUUCUUCGACGGGCGCGACGCCGAACGGUUUUCUGAAAAGAAGGAGAGAUUAAAACACCUUAGGAACAAGCAGCAUGAAUUUCAGUCCCAGUUAUUAAAAGCUAUGGAAGGGAAAUGGAUAACUGAUCAGCUGAGAUGGAAAAUAAUGUCUUGCAAGAUGAGAAUUGAGCAACUGAAGCAAACUAUCUGCAAAGAAAACGAAGAAAUGGCAAAAAAUUCCGAGUGGCUCCUCAGAAUUAAGGAUGAGAACCAGAAGCUCUACCGCCGGGCGCAACGCCACCAGGAGAAGAAGGAGAAGAUCCAGCGGCACAACCGCAAACUGGGGGAGCUGGUUGAGAAGAGGAACUUCGACUUGAGAGGCCAGCAUGAGCAUCUCGCCAACCUCCGCCGGUCCCACGUCCUGGAGCUGACCUCCGUCAUCUUCCCCAUUGAGGAGGUGAAGAUUGGCAUGAGGGAUCCUGCAGAUGUCUCCUCUGAGAGCGACAAUGCCAUGACAUCAAGCACUGUGAGCAAGCUGGCGGAAGCCCGGCGGACCACUUACCUGUCCGGGCGAUGGGUGUGCGACGAUCACAAUGGAGACACCAGCAUCAGCAUCACAGGGCCUUGGAUCACCCUCCCCAGCAACGGAGAUUACUCAGCUUACUACAACUGGGUGGAAGAGAAGAAAACUACUCAAGGGCCAGAAAUGGAGCAUAACAACCCCGCCUACACCAUCAGUGCUGCUUUGUGCUAUGCAACUCAGCUGGCCAACAUUUUGUCACACAUACUUGAUGUGAACCUUCCCAAGAAGCUGUACAACAGUGAAUUCUGUGGGGAGAAUCUCAGCAGGAAGAAGUUUACAUGGGCAGUGAAGAAGCUGAACGCCAAUAUCCUUUACCUUUGCUUUUCGCAGCAUGUAAACUUAGACUUCCUCCACCCCCUGCAUACGCUCAGGAACCUGAUGUACCUCGUCAGCCCUGAGACAGAACACUUGGGGAGGUCUGGUCCCUUCGAAGUGAGUGCCGACCUGGAGGACUCCAUGGAGUUUGUGGACCCCAGCGGAGCCGGCGAGACGGACGAGAGCGGCGACGAGCACAUCAGCGAUGAGGAGACGGACCUGGGGACAGACUGGGAGAACCUUCCCAGCCCGCGCUUCUGCGACAUCCCCUCCCAGACGGCGGAGAUGCUGCAGAGCCAGGGCACCCAGGCCUCCCAGCCGAUUGCCGCCAGCAGCAGCGCCGGGGGUAUGAUUUCCUCCGCGGCGGCCUCCGUGACCUCCUGGUUCAAAGCGUACACCGGACACCGCUAAGGAACGGCCGUAUCUCCGCCAGGGAAGAAGGACAACCCUCCCUGUCGACCCACCAUCACUGUUAGUAGACCUUACCUAUUCAGUUAAGUAGUGCCUCAAACAACACAGGGGUCAGACUGCUAGCUGCCUACUCCUAAAUCUCCCCAGCUUGACUUAGAGCAGUAAUGCUUCCUCAAGACCUCCAGACCUACGUCGGAAAUGGGACGUCCGAGUCCGUCCGUUUUGCCAAGGAGGGAAGAAGAAGAAUCCUGCCUGUCAAUCUUUGUUUUGUUUCUUUAUGUUUUCCCCGCUGAAAAAAGGGAGGCCAACUUUGGGGCAUGUAACCUGGCCAUCACUUUUGAGGCAUAAACGAUUGAGAGAAAACCAUUUGGUAGAAUCAGCUUGACGGCCAGGCCAAGGCAUCAGUCCCGUCCAUCUUCUGUGGGGAUCUUGGGUUUUCUUUCUUUUUCAAACAGGUACGUGUGUGUGCAACGGACAGGAGCAGUUUUACAGCACAAAUGCACAUUUCAAGACCCUUCUCGAAAAGUUGUACGAACGACGCCUUUUUAAAAUGGUUUCUUAUCUCCUUUACCGUAACUUUAAUACAGCAAAACAUCACCAGUACCGAUCGCUAUUUUUUUUGUUGUUGUAAAAGAAGAAGAUUGUUGGUAAGAUAUGCCUGUUUGUGUGUAUGCCGUGUUCAUCCGGUGGGAGGCUUGUCUGAAUGUUUCUGCUGUGGAGAUCCCCCACUGUCUGCAAAGCCACCACACACCAAAGAGCAGCCAAUAGAAAGUGGUCAUUGAAUGGUUCUUUCACAAAAAGCACUCUCAUGGCAAGGAACCACCACUCUUUUGGUCACUUGUGAUCCCUGGCCUCUGUGUUUAUGGGAAACCAGCAUCUUUUAGAUCAGAUUAUUUCCCCAUCUUCCUUCUCUGUCAGAAUGCCAAGUGAUCCUCUUCCUUCUGUGAUUGCCAUUUAGUUUGACAAUGGCAGACGUGGCACAACAUACCUUGGAUUUCAGGACCUCUUUUUUCCCUAAGUAUCUGAACUGGUCAUUGUGGGUUAAUAUUUUCUUUUAGGUCUGUCCAAUUUCACAUAGACCCAAAUAAAGUAAGACUAGCAGUGGAUCCAAAUUGCAGGUAAAAGAGAUGCCACCUAAAUAUUAGGAAGAACUCUUUGACAGUGGAAUAGACCACCUGGGAAUCCAGUGAAGUCUUUUUCCAUGGAGGUUUUUAAGCAGAAGCUGAAUGGCCAUCUGCCAGGAUGGCUUGGAUUGGGUGUUCCUAUUUGGCAGAAGGGGGUUGGACUGGAUGACCUUUGGGGCCUCUUCUAACUCUUAUGAUUCUAUGGGCAGGGAGCUGGUCAUGGGAUGGAGCUUGGCACAUACCGUCUCUUCCCCACCCGUGAUGUAAGAAGAGUACACCAAUAUCCAUGCACAUGGCAGCCAACUUCUCUGCACUUUCCCAACAAAGAAGCAGCCACAACUGUUUGUCACAAGUGUCAAAACCACAUAUCUGAAAAAACAACAUCCUCAUUAUCCAGUGACACCAGGUGGUGACUGCUCUGCUUCAUGGAGCAAUAGGGAGAGGCAAAUGACAGGAAAGGAGAUUCCACCUUAACAUUAGGAAGAACGUCCUGACUCGAAGAGCUGUUCAGCAGUGGAACUCUCUGCUUCCUUUGGAGGCUCUUUUCUUUUUCCCCUGGUGCCCACCUAUCAGUGCCAAUCUGAAAGUAAGGAGGGGCAUUACAGCAUAUGUGUGUUCCCAUUUCUGUAUUAUGCCAUUUGUCCUUUUACCCCAGGCAUGGGCAAACCUUGGCCCUCCAGGUGUUUUGGACUUUAACUCCCACAAUUCCUAACAGCUGGUAGGAAGUGCAGAGAAGCUGUCCGUCAUGAUGGAUAUUGGUGUGCUCUUCCUACAUCAUGAGUGGAGAAGAGGCAGUAAGAGGCUGUUGGGAAUUGUGGGAGUUGAAGUCCAAAACACUGGAGAGCUGGAGUUUGCCCAUGCCUGCUUUAUGCCCUUGGCUUUAAGCCUCCAAAGCCCACCUCCCAGGACAGUCUGAAAGACCCCUUCUUCCUUGCCCACUCCUUCCUCUUCGUAGAUAUCCGAUGGGUGUGGAUAUAUAGUGAGAAUACAUGGAGAAGCCUUUAUGGAUUCCUAUAUAUCCCAUAAGAGAAGGGGAAAGAGGGCUUUUGGCAGUUCCAUCCUCAAAAUCUGUGAUUGCACUCCAAAAUCUAUGAGAGGUAUGCUAUGAUGGCACUACACAAUUCCCACGCAGAAUAGCAUGCCAAUUGCUGAAGAGAUAGCACUGGGCUUGGAAUAGUUACUGUGGGGUUUCCACAGGGAUCUUAAGCAACUGCGUUUGACAUGUUGGCCGUAGCAGAUGCGAGUAAGGCUUCAUCCUUUGUGUUUCUGCGACUAAACCAAAGACACUUCUAGUUCUUUUGUGUCCUGACUUUUCCCCCAUUUGAUUUGGUGCAGUUUCUUUGCCCUGAGGAGGAUGGUCACAUCAAAGCAGUCAAGUUGGAAGAUGAAGGGAGCUUUUAGCCAUUUGCAAUUGCCCAGGUCUCUUCCUGCGUCUUGAGAAUGUUGUGGGAGAAACUCUGGGAAGGAAAUCGACACUUUAUUAAUUGCAAAUGAGACGGGGCUGCUUCCAGAGCUGAGAAAAGCUCAUUUUUUUGUAAUUUUUGAGAGGAUGGUUUUCAGAAUCCCCCAGCCAGCCACAAAAACAAACAAAAAAAGGAACUUUUCCAAGCCCUGACCAUUAUGUGUUGUGGAUCAGAGCUGCUUGGAACGUUAGCCCAAUGUCCUUGUCUGUGUAAAUAUUUCUGUGUGUUCCCCUUUCCUCCCACUCCGGUUUAUGAUAUAACCAAGCAAACUCUCCAAACGUGAUCAUGAGAUUGCCAAUUUCCAAGUUUAAGAGAUUUUUAAUUUCCGCUCAGCCACCUUCCUCUCUACCUGCCAUGGUUUCCUCUCUUUGAAACGAAGCCACUCUUCUGUAGGUAGGUGCCAUGGAUCCAUAUCAGGCAGAGGUUGGUGUUGCGUCUUUCACAGAAGAAAAGGAAAAUGCCUUUUCUAAGGGCUUGCUUUUUAAAUAAAGGUUUGCACACACAGUGAUGAGAAGAAGACAGCUUCUGAAAGUUUGGUGCAAUUUGAGAAACGGUCUGCUUUGGGAAGAUUUUCUUUUGGGAAGGUCCUUGAAACCCCUUGGCUGGAAUCUUGGGAUUUGUAGUUUGGCCGAGACUUCCAAGGACCACUUCUUAAAUGGCAAAUUCUAGGAUUCUCGCCAUUUGCAUGGAAUCACAAUGCGGUAAUUGUGUGACAGCCCUCAGUUUGAAGCCACAAAGGGAAAAUUGUGCAUCCAUUGGGAACCAUGGUCCUAUUAUGCCCAAAAGUGGAGUGUUUUCAGAGAGAUUAUGCCCUUUAGAAAGGAGCCCCACAAAAAAAAUAGAAUUUGGGGCCGCAGAUCUUUCCCUCUCCCGGCCUUGCGGUGCCACUUUUCAAAGCAGUAAGCUUCUAACAAAACACAGGGAUGCUGGUGGGUUUUGUUUUUUUUAAAGAAACUAUUGUAUUACUGCAAUAAAUCUUUAACAAGUGUUUUUUCCAAA